Messenger RNA from Syngnathus typhle (broad-nosed pipefish), 2800 nucleotides. It is a transcript of the gene ubqln4, whose product is annotated as ubiquilin 4. The record is from RefSeq and is a predicted model, not a curated record. Gene Ontology annotation, molecular function: polyubiquitin modification-dependent protein binding. NCBI's taxonomy places the organism in Eukaryota, Metazoa, Chordata, Actinopteri, Syngnathiformes, Syngnathidae. Gene Ontology annotation, biological process: ubiquitin-dependent protein catabolic process. Bases 51 to 1778 code for a protein of 575 amino acids. The transcript has 11 exons. Gene Ontology annotation, cellular component: cytosol.
ACCCGGAAGCAGACGCUAGUCGCGAGCUGUUUCCCGUUGGUGGCGUAAAGAUGGCUGACCAGGGCGCCGCAGAUCCUGCUAAUAACAACAAUAAAGAUGACUCCGCGGAGGGAACCAUCAUUAAAGUCACCGUUAAAACACCCAAGGACAAGGAGGAAAUCGCCAUCGCUGAAGAUUCGUCCGUCACUCAGUUCAAGGAGGAGAUCUCAAGGCGCUUCAAAGCCAAGCAGGACCAGUUAGUGUUGAUUUUUGCUGGCAAGAUCCUAAAGGACGGCGACAGCCUCAGCCAGCACGGCAUCAAGGACGGCCUGACGGUGCACCUGGUCAUCAAGACAGCACAGAAGGCCUCAGAUGGAGGCAGCACCUCGGCCUCAAGCUCCUUGCCCACGCCAGCAGGAAGCGCUGGCGCCCCUAACACGGGCACCGCAGCAGCCUCCACGGCAAGCUCGCCCCAGCCGCCUGCACAGACGCCAAACCUGCUGACGGGUUUCGGCGAACUCUCCAACCUGGCGGGCCUGGGCAUGGGGUCGGCCAACUUCAUGGAGCUCCAGCAGCAGAUGCAGCGCCAACUCAUGUCCAAUCCGGAGAUGCUCUCGCAGCUUAUGGAGAACCCGCUAGUGCAGAACAUGAUGUCCAACCCGGACCUGAUGCGACAGAUGAUAGUGUCCAACCCGCAGAUGCAGCAGCUGAUGGAGCGCAACCCAGAGAUCUCGCACAUGCUCAACAAUCCCGAGCUCAUGAGACAGACCAUGGAGCUCGCUCGCAACCCAGCCAUGAUGCAGGAAAUGAUGCGCAACCAGGACCGGGCUCUCAGCAACCUGGAAAGCAUCCCGGGUGGCUACAACGCCUUGCGCAGGAUGUACACCGACAUCCAGGAGCCCAUGUUCAGCGCCGCCAGAGAGCAGUUUGGCAACAACCCCUUCUCGGCCCUUGGCGGCGGCUCAGAGUCAGGCGUCCAGCCGUCGCGGACGGAAAACCGCGAGCCCCUGCCCAAUCCCUGGGGCCCGCCCAACGCCUCCAUCCCACCGGAGAACGGCAGCGGCUCGGCGGGAGGCACGGCCGCCCCCGCCGCCGGCACUAACCCCACCGUGUCCAACCCGUUGGGUGUCAACCCUGCCAGUCUUGGAAACGGAAUGUUCAACAGUCCGGGCAUGCAGAGCCUCCUGCAGCAGAUCUCGGAAAACCCUCAGCUCAUGCAGAACAUGCUCUCUGCUCCUUACAUGCGCAGCAUGAUGCAGUCGCUGUCCCAGAACCCAGAGCUGGCCUCCCAGGUGAUGAUGAAUAACCCCUUGUUUGCCGGAAACCCACAGCUGCAAGAACAGUUCCGGUCUCAGCUUCCUGUCUUCCUGCAGCAGAUGCAGAACCCCGAGGCGCUGUCAGUGAUGACCAACCCGCGUGCCAUGCAAGCGCUCAUGCAGAUCCAGCAGGGCCUGCAGACGCUGCAGACCGAAGCGCCUGGCCUCAUGCCUAGCUUGAUGGCAGGUGGCAUCCCCACCGAAGGCAGCGCGCCCGCCGAGAACCCCGCGUCCUCGCCCAGCAGUGCCGCAACGCCGCCAAACGUCACUCAGCAACAGCAGCAGCUCAUGCAACAGAUGCUCCAAAUGUUUGCCGGAGGAGGCACAGCGAACCAGACCCCCGAGGUGCGCUUCCAGUCGCAGCUGGACCAGCUGAACGCCAUGGGCUUUAUCAACCGCGAGGCCAAUCUGCAGGCCCUCAUCGCCACCGGAGGGGACAUCAAUGCUGCCAUCGAAAGACUCUUGGGCUCACAGCCCUCGUAAAGACACGCAUGCAGACACACACACACACACGCACGUAUAUACACCCAAGCACACAUAUGCACAUACAUACAAUACAUACAUACAUACAUACAAUAAAUAAAUACAUACAUACAUACAUAUAUACAUACAUACCAGUGCCCUGCAUAAACACGCACACACACACACCACAUCCACAGACUAAAAGUAUCGCAAAUCGCUCCCCAAACUUUACAAAGACACUUUGGGCAAGAUGUGACACCUUGAUUUUGCUCCAUUCCAACAUUUGGCAUCAUCCAUCCUCUGUUUUGUCCAUUUCUUGGCAAUUGUGGGACAGACGGCCUCUUGCUUGUUGAGCUCAAAGUGCGCGGCCUGACGCCAUGCGCCAGCAAACCAAGGUGAACGAAUAAAUGUUCCUGCGAUUUCCCGUUUUCUGUUCUUGAUCAAAGCAUGAUUGCGGCGUUCCAGGUGAUGCCCUCGACAUGUCGUUUGCCAUUCCAGGUUAACUGGGGGGUGGGGGGGUUGUGUGUCUGAGGCACUGCUGCUGUGCCUUUUGUGCCCCCCCCCCCCCCUUACAACGCAAGACACCCAAGUUUUGUGUGUAUUAAAUUUGCGCAUCCGCAUAUUACAGGAUUUUACAGACGCAAAGAGUUGGUGCAGCCGAUGCUGCCGCAAACGAUGAAACAAAAUGAGCUUUUCUUUCUUUGUAAUCUGAAAGUUCCUUUUUUUUGGGGGCACAUUUAAAUGAAUGAAUAAAAUCUGUUCAAUCAGUUGGAUUUACAAAACAAUUCUAGUAUGGGGGCCUGCCUGCCAUACGUUUUAAGAAAAAGACAAAUCUAGCCCUAGAUCUAUUUUGUGUUCUCUCCUUUGGAAACUCUCAGCAUCGUAGUUGUGGUAACCUUGGCAACUGCUUCUUCAGCUAUGCUUUGUUUGUUGACCUCGGCUGGAAACGGAGAAAAAUAAAUUCAUCUCCCAAUUGAACAUGUUGGAACUAACUUUUAACGGUACUGUACUAAAAAAAUUAAAAUGAAACAUGGUCAAACGUG